AUGGUGAAACCUCAACCGGAAAUCCUGCAACACAUGGUGAAACCUCAACCGGGAAUCCUCCUCCACCUGGUGAAACUGUUACCGGGAAUUCUCCUCCACCUGGUGAAACUGUUUCCGGGAAUCCUCCUCCACCUGGUGAAACUGUUUCCGGAAAUCCUCCUCCACCUGGUGAAACUGUUUCCGGGAAUCCUUCUCCACCUGGUGAAACUUGAAACUGUAACCGGGAAUCCUCCUCCACCUGGUGAAACUGUAACCGGGAAUCCUCCUCCACCUGGUGAAACUGUUUCCGGGAAUCUUCCUCCACCUGGUGAAACUGUAACCGGGAAUCCUCCUCCACCUGGUGAAACUGUAACCGGGAAUCCUCCUCCACCUGGUGAUACUGUAACCGGGAAUCCUCCUCCACCUGGUGAAACUGUAACCGGGAAUCCUCCUCCACCUGGUGAAACUGUUACCGGGAAUCCUCCUCCACCUGGUGAAACUGUAACCGGGAAUCCUCCUCCACCUGGUGAAACUGUAACCGGGAAUCCUCCUCCACCUGGUGAAACUGUAACCGGGAAUCCUCCUCCACCUGGUGAAACUGUUACCGGGAAUCCUCCUCCACCUGGUGAAACUGUUACCGGGAAUCCUCCUCCACCUGGUGAAACUGUAACCGGGAAUCCUCCUCCCCUUUGUUAA
Mya arenaria is the source of this 675-nucleotide messenger RNA. Its product is annotated as basic proline-rich protein-like. The transcript has 2 exons. The record is from RefSeq and is a predicted model, not a curated record. Bases 1 to 675 code for a protein of 224 amino acids. NCBI's taxonomy places the organism in Eukaryota, Metazoa, Mollusca, Bivalvia, Myida, Myidae.